GUUCCCGCAGGUCAAUAUCACAUUCCCCAGAUUUCAGCCCCUGCUACGUACGCUGGCAUCUUGUAAAACGUUAACUACCCAAGAUGCUCUUCUACACUUAGCCGGGAAACUCUAUAUAAAUAACAUGGAAGUUCCAGGCCUUUGAUAUUGUAGGCCCCUAUAUUAACGACCCCAGAUACAUCAUGACUUUACGACCUGGGACCCUUACCUAUUCCCUAACUUCUCCGCAAAAGGCAUCCUACGAUGUUGAAUACCCGAUGAUCCGCUUUCCCAAUUUGGUCGAAGUUAUGCCGCGAUAGAUUUAUCCACCUGCAAAUUAGCCAGAAGGGAUGAACGAGUCGAGGCGAAAUCCGGGAAAAUGGCACUAUUUGUGAGAUUAGCUUCAAGGAACCUCCGGAAUGAAAAUGUUUAUUUACCUUGGAACCUGCCCACCGGGUAUCUAGCGAUUCUUUAGAGAGGAGUAAAGAAACAUCUAGUAUUGAUCUGGAAUUGCUCUUGCUAAGAACGACAAUAUGCAGGUCUUGUCGACACUUGCAACUUUGGCGCUUGCCGCCGUUGGCAGUUGCCAAUCUAUCACCAAGGUCAACGACUUCAGUGGUACUCCGACAAACCUUGGGAUGUACGUUUAUGUGCCCACGAGCCUCCAGACUCCGGCACCUAUCAUCGUAGCAGUUCACCACUGCCAAGGAUCGGCUCAGGGGUACUCUACUGAGUCCAAAUACUUGUCAUUGGCCGACCAGCACAACUUCAUCGUGAUCUAUCCCAACUCAAGGUCCAGCGGUGGCUGCUUCGAUGUUUCUUCAGACGCCUCUUUGAAACACGAUGGCGGUGGCGACAGCCAGACUAUUGCCAACAUGGUCAAAUACGCGGUGGAGAACUACGGUGGAGACGCAAAUCGAACUUUCGUUACUGGAACUAGCUCCGGUGCCAUGAUGACGAACGUACUUGUCGGAGCUUACCCCGACGUGUUCAAGGCCGGAUCUGCCUACUCUGGUGUACCCGACGGAUGCUUCGCGGUACCGGGCUCUACUGCUACUCAAGACCCCCCUGGAUGGAACAACGAGUGCGCCAAUGGACAGAGCACAAAGACAGCAGAGCAAUGGGGCGACCUCGUGCGAUCGUACUACCCCGACUACACCGGUCCUCGGCCCAGAAUGCAGAUCUGGCACGGAUCUGCUGAUACUACCCUGCGGUAUCCUAACUACGCCGAGACGAUGAAGCAAUGGGCCAACGUUCUAGGCCUUACAGAGUCGACGGACACCGCCAACGCCCCUCAAAGCGGAUACACCCGGACUAUCUAUGGCGAAGGUGACGAGAACACUGCACAACUCGUCGGCUACAGUGCUCAGGGAGUUGGUCACUCUGUCCCUAUCCAUGAGACGAAUGAUCUCGCAUUCUUCGGUAUCGCAUAAGGGGCUAAAGUUGAUCAAGCCGAGAAAAUGAAAAACCGGGGAUAAAUGAUCGGAUUUCGCAGCUUGGACCUAGUGUUAGCACAAAACCGAUGAAUUUAUUGUUAUUCCGCGGAAAGUAUCGUCCAUUGAAACGUGUUAGCUGUAGACCGUGCGAACCCCUUUUUAGUGCACACUGU
Messenger RNA from Annulohypoxylon truncatum, 1588 nucleotides. RefSeq names its product carbohydrate esterase family 1 protein. Lineage: Eukaryota; Fungi; Ascomycota; Sordariomycetes; Xylariales; Hypoxylaceae. The record is from RefSeq and is a predicted model, not a curated record. The transcript has 4 exons. Gene Ontology annotation, cellular component: extracellular region. Bases 513 to 1412 code for a protein of 299 amino acids. Gene Ontology annotation, molecular function: hydrolase activity.